AUGUAUUCAUCUGGUACCACUGGUGCGCCAAAAUGUAUCGUGCAUGGCCAUGGCGGAACGUUAUUAAAUCAUUUAAAGGAACAUCGGUUACAGAGUAAUAUGAAAGAUGGAGAUAUUUUAUUUUACUUUACAGCGGUUUCUUGGAUGAUGUGGAAUUGGUUAAUUUCAUCGAUUGCAUUGGGUACGCCAAUAGUUCUCUACGAUGGCUCGCCAAUUGUACCUGAUUGCUAUCGACUUUGGGAUUUGGCUGAUGAAAUCGGUGUAACCAUCUUCGGUUGUAGUGCACGCUACUUAGCAGCAUUAGAAGAACAGCAGGUUACGCCUCGUACGCACAACAAACUCAAUACCGUGCAUACAAUUCUAUCGACUGGUUCCCCAUUGCAUGCCCGUAUCUUUGACUAUGUUUACAAGGAGAUAAAAACCGACGUAUUAUUGGGUUCAAUCACGGGCGGAACGGAUAUUAUCUCUUGUUUUGCCGGUGUGAAUCCGACUCUGAGUGUUCAUCAAGGAGAAAUACAAUCUCCUCAUUUAGCCAUGGCAAUUGAAUGUUGGGCGGAAGAUGGAAAAAAAUUGGAAGGUGAAAGUGGUGAACUUGUCUGCGUCAAGCCAUUUCCUUCGAUGCCCGCUUCUUUUUGGAAUGACCCUACGGGUGAAAAGUACCAUCGUGCUUAUUUCGAUAAGUAUCCAGGUGUAUGGAAUCAUUCUGAUUUCUGUCUGAUUAAUCCAGUUACUCGCGGUAUUGUUAUGCUUGGCCGAAGUGAUGGUACACUGAAUCCUAAUGGCAUCCGUUUCGGUUCCGCUGAAAUUUAUUCUAUUGUCGAUCAAUUCAAUGGUGAAAUUCUUGACAGUUUGUGUGUCGCUCAACGGAAUCCAACAAGUGGUAAUGAACGUGUUGUUCUGUUCCUGAAGCUACCCCCAACCGUUGACCAUCUAGACAAAUCAUUGGUUGAUCGAAUUAAAACGGCAAUACGACAACAACUAUCAGCAAGACAUGUGCCUGAAGUCAUCGUUCAAGUACCAGAAAUACCUUACACAAUCAACAUGAAAAAAGUGGAAGUACCGGUUCGUCGUAUCAUUGAAGGUCAAACGAUUCACGCAACUGGCUCAUUGGCAAACCCUACUUGUCUCGAUUAUUAUCGAAAUAUACCCGAGUUAACCAAAUGGUAA
This is a messenger RNA of Adineta ricciae, 1167 nucleotides long. NCBI's taxonomy places the organism in Eukaryota, Metazoa, Rotifera, Eurotatoria, Adinetida, Adinetidae. The record is from the annotation of a GenBank genome assembly.